Molecule: messenger RNA, 630 nt
Organism: Acomys russatus (golden spiny mouse)
Lineage: Eukaryota; Metazoa; Chordata; Mammalia; Rodentia; Muridae
Gene: Fam237a
Product: family with sequence similarity 237 member A
Exons: 3
Source: RefSeq, a predicted model, not a curated record
AUGGCCGAUCCUGGGAACAGACGAAGGCUUCACUGCCCCCUGAGUCUCACCUGCUCCCUGCUUAUUGUGGGAAUGUGCUAUGUGUCGCCUGUCUUCUGCCACAGUCAGACAGACCUGCUGGCUCUUAACCAAGCUGAUCCUCAGUGCUGGGAGUCCUCCUCAAUGGUCCUCUUGGAAAUGCAGAAGCCUCGUGUUUCUAACACGGUCUCUGCCUUUUGGGAUUUUAUGAUCUACCUGAAGUCGUCUGAGAACUUGAAGCAUGGGGCACUGUUUUGGGAUCUAGCCCAACUCUUCUGGGACAUCUAUGUAGACUGUGUCCUCUCCAGGAACCAUGGCUUAGGAAGGAGGGAACUGGCUGCAGAUGAGAAAGUCUCAAGAGCGCUGCGGAGGCACUCUGGCAUUAAACAAGGUGCAUAUUCUCAGCUCCUUAGAACCCCUUUCUUAAAGAAGAAAGAAUCGAUUGAAGAUUUGAUAAGCGUGCACAUGCGCAGGCGAGGCUCCAGGUUCACUGGAAAAGUGAAGCUGAAGUAAAGAAAAAAUAAAGCUACCUUCGGAGCUAACUUGAUCCCUCUGCCUUUCUUCACCCCCAAAGUCUUACUCUACAUUGAGGAACUAAGAGAAGGAGGUUAG